AUGCAGAAAUGCACAUUACCUGGUACCAUAGAGGGUAGGGGAGUAACUAUUCUCCGAGAUUCCGCUUGCACCCAAACUGCAGUAAAUUCUAAAUGUAUUCCGGAGACUUGUUAUUUACCUGAGGAAUUUAUAACAGUCCGGGGUAUAGGUGGCGAAAUCACAGUUCCCUUAACUAAAAUUAAUUUGGACUGUACACUGAUAAAAGGGUUGGUUAAGGUAGCUGUGAUUGAUGGACUCUUACAUGACGUACUAUUAGGACAUGACUUGGACUCUUCAUGUAGUGAGGUAAUAGCGAAGGAAAUGUGUAUCCUGACUAGGGCCCAAGCUAAGGUACAACUAGAGGACUUUGACGAGGAUGACAGUUACCUGAUGUCAAUUACUGUUGAUGAGAUAACUAACAAUGAAUCUGAUUCAAAUAAACUUACGACCACUGAUGCUCCCAAAGUACAUAGGCCUCAACGGACAAAUGGCCAGGUAGAUGAGAAUGUUUCAUCGACUAAUGAGGAUACUAUAUAUACUGAAAUUAGUGACAAACCCCUACUGCUAGAUAUAGGUAGGGCCAAACUAAUUCAACUUCAAAAUGCUGAUCAUACGCUUAAGGGUAUCCGAGACAGACUUAUAGAUGAAGAUGCUAUAAAAGAUCAUAGGGUAGCAUUCUACAAAAAAGAGGGUAUUUUGUUUAGGAAAUGGCAAAAACGACCCAUUAGUGGGAAAAUUGAAAAUGUAAUUGACCAAAUUGUAGUACCAUCUGAAUGUAGGCUUAGCAUACUUCAAUUAGCUCAUGAUGCUCCUUUAGCAGGACAUCUAGGGGUGGAGAAAACUAAAGACAGAAUUCUCCAACACUUCUAUUGGCCAGGUAUAUUCAAAGAUGUUAGUGAGCAUUGCCGUACUUAUAAAGCUUGUCAAAUGAUGAACAAAGCUAAAACCAAAGUUAAACAUCCCUUAAUCCCAAUGCCCAUUAUUAAUAUCCUUUUUCGUAGAAUAGGUAUUGACAUUGUUGGUCCGCUAGCCAGGACUGUUAAACGAAAUAAAUAUCUCUUAACGAGUUGUGAUUAUGCAACUAAGUAUCCUAAAGCAAUCCCUCUUUCUAACAUUAGGGCAACCACAGUAGCUAAUGCCUUAAUUGAGGUUUUCAGUAGAGUAGGUCUACCUACCGAAAUAGUGCAUGAUCUGGGAACUAAUGUCAUGCCCGAAAUGAUGAAAUCUCUAUCUAAAACGCUGAGAAUAAAACAAAUUCCCACUACCCCAUAUCACCCACAAACAAAUGACUUGACCGAACGGUUCCAUGGGACUCUCAAAAAUAUGCUCCGAACACUAGACGAACAGAAAAUGAGACACUGGGAUGAUUAUAUACCUGCAUUUUUAUUCGCAUAUCGGGAGGUACCCCAUAAGUCUACAGGGCACUCUCCCUUUAAACUUCUCUAUGGUCGGGAAGUUAGAGGACCAUUAAGUGUAGUUAAGGCUAACUGGAUAUCCGAUGAAUCGGUUUCCCAAGAUGUAGCAAAAUAUUUGGUUACAAUGAGACAAACUAUGGCAGAUUUAAUGAAAGAUGCAAAUUGUAAUAUGGUUAAAAGUCAAAACACCAUGGCUGCGGCCUAUAACAAGAACGAAACUCUUAGGCAGUUUGAUAUAGGCGAUAAAGUAUUAAUUUUCUUACCACAGGGAAAUUCGAAAAUGGACAGUAAAUGGCAAGGUCCCAUUGUUAUCACAGAUAAAUUAAAUGAUGUAAACUAUGAAGUUACUCUACCUAAUAACAGAAAGAGUAAACGGGUGCUUCAAGUUAAUAUGUUGAAACCUUGGUAUGAAAGGGAUCAUGGUGAAAAGAUAGCCAUGUGUCAUUAUGUAUUCGCCAAUGUCAACUCACUUAAUGAACUUGACACUCACGAGAAUGACAUGGGCAUUGAGUUACAAUACUGUCAAACCCAAACAUGGGCAAACGUACUAAUUCUCGAUCGAGUUAAUGAUGAGCAAAAAGAUGAGUUAAAAGCACUAUUAUGUAAUCAUGCUAAUGUUUUUUCAGAUGUCUCAGGUAGGACAUAUUUGAUAACACAUACCAUUAAAACACAAGAAUCACCUAGCUCUGUUCGACAAAGGGCUUACAGGACUCCACACUCCCUUAAAGAAUUAGUAAAGAAAGAAAUAGACAGCAUGUUGGAAUUGGGAGUCAUUGAACCCACUACAAGUGCUUAUGCAUCUCCUAUCAUUGCCAUUAAAAAGUCGGCAACAGAAAUUAGACUAGUGACUGACUUCCGAGAAUUAAACAAAUGUACUGAGUUUGACCCAUAUGUUAUGCCUCGUAUUGACGAAAUUAUAGAUGAUGUAACCGAGGCAACAUAUAUUUCCACUUUUGAUAUAACUAAGGGUUUCUACCAAGUACCAUUAGACGAUAAGUCAAAACAUAAAUCUGCAUUUAUUACUCCCUUUGAACAGUUCUGUUACAACGUGUUACCAUUUGGGUUACAAAAUAGUAGCAGUACAUUCCAAAGACUGAUGGACAAAGUGUUAACUGGUUGUCAUAGCUACGCCAGAGCUUAUAUCGAUGAUAUAUGUACCUAUAGUCAAUCUUGGGAGGAACACCUUACUCACUUGAAUGAUAUAUUGGGUAGACUAGGUAAUGCUGGACUUACAGCUAAGCCAGUAAAAUGCAAAGCUGCACAGGCUACAGUAUCAUUUUUGGGUCAUAUUGUCGGCAAUGGAGAAAUAAAGCCUUUGGCAGAUAAAGUAGAAGCAAUUGUAAACUUUCAGAGACCACUAACUAAGAAACAUGUAAGAGCCUUUUUAGGAUUAAUGGGCUACUACCGGAAAUUUAUUAAAGACUAUGCUAACAUUUCUGCCCCACUUGUCAACCUCACUAAAAAGGACAAGUCCAAUACUGUGAAGUGGGACAGUGAUUGUAAUACGACAUUCAAUACUUUAAAGAAAAAAUAUCUACUGAUCCUAUACUUAAGGCCCCUGAAUUUACAAAACCAUUUACACUGCAAACUGAUGCUUCUGAGUUCUUCUGUCUUGGAGCAGUCCUAUGUCAAUAUGAUGAUGAUAAUGUAG
Messenger RNA from Anneissia japonica, 3045 nucleotides. RefSeq lists its product as uncharacterized. The record is from RefSeq and is a predicted model, not a curated record. Bases 1 to 3045 code for a protein of 1014 amino acids. Gene Ontology annotation, molecular function: nucleic acid binding. Gene Ontology annotation, biological process: DNA integration. The transcript has a single exon. NCBI's taxonomy places the organism in Eukaryota, Metazoa, Echinodermata, Crinoidea, Comatulida, Comatulidae.